This is a messenger RNA of Vespula pensylvanica (western yellowjacket), 1361 nucleotides long. It is a transcript of the gene Sergef, whose product is annotated as secretion-regulating guanine nucleotide exchange factor. Lineage: Eukaryota; Metazoa; Arthropoda; Insecta; Hymenoptera; Vespidae. The transcript has 5 exons. The coding region runs from base 118 to 1269 and encodes 383 amino acids. The record is from RefSeq and is a predicted model, not a curated record.
CGAACGAAUGAAAUGUAUUAGUCAUGUGUUCUUUCAAGUACUAAAUUUUCAAGUAUUAGAUUUUAAGAUAAUGAAAAAUCUACCUAUGAAUAUAUCAUAACAAACGCUAGUUCAAUAAUGGCAACGUAUCAUCUACUAUCGUGGGGUGCUAAUUCUCACGGACAAUUAGGACAUGGUAUAAGAUCGGAGCAAUGCGUCCUUCCGCAAGAAAUUGAUUUAUCAUCGUAUUCCUUUAAAGCAGAGGAUAUUCGAAAGAUCGUUGGCGGUGCUGGGCAUUCAUUGAUUUUGAAUAAAAAUGGACACGUUUAUUCUUGCGGAUGGAAUAACAAAGGACAGUUAGGUCAGCCCGAAAAGGAAGAUAAAUUAAAUUUCGAAAGAGUACACGGAGUUUUAGAAAAUGAAAUCAUCGUUGAUAUCGCUUGUGGAUGGGAUUCUUCUGCAGCGUUGACAAACGAAGGAAAAUUGUAUAUGUGGGGUUCAAAUAAUUUUGGACAAUUAGGAAUUGAUCCUUUUACACUUCGUUAUUCUUACAAACCUAUCGAAAUGAUGCCUUACGAAAAAAUUGAGCAAAUUGCAAUGGGCUUAAGACACACUGCUGUAAUAACUCAAGACCAUCGAAUUCUUAUGUGCGGUGCAGCUAGCAAAGGACAAUUAGGUCUUAAGAACGAUUUUAAUGAUGAUAUAGGAAAGAAAAGCAAACUUAACUAUUGUCCUUUUACUUUGGUUUCAGAAUUGAAAAAUUCAGUGGAUGUUUCCUGCGGACAACAUCAUACCGUAGUAGCCACAGACAAAGCAGAGGUAUAUGUCUUUGGUGCAAAUAAUUAUGGACAAUUGGGUAUUGAUAAUGAUUUCUUUCCAACUAUCUCUAUGCCAACAAAAUUGACAAAUGUGCAUUUUAAUCCGCCGAUUAGAACGCACGUAGGAUGGACGCAUACAAUUAUUUUGAGCGAUAAUCAGCUCUUUGCUUGGGGCAGAAAUACCUAUGGUCAAUUAGGGCAAGAAAACAGAGUUAUGCUUUGGAAGCCAGAUGUAAUAAAAAACAUACCUAAAGUAAAUCAACUUUCAAUCGGCUCACAACACAAUUUAGCUCUUACGGAUGAAAAAACUAUAUUAUGCUGGGGUUGGAACGAGCAUGGAAAUUGUGGAACCGGGGACGUUUUCGAUGUUUUAUUACCAAAACCCGUUUCAUUACCAGCGCGUUCGGAAGGAAUCUUAAUUGGUACCGGUGCAGGACACUCGUUCGCUGUGAUACGAAAAGAAAACUGUUGAUAUACUCGUAUUAAAUAUACAAUGUACGUAUAUACAUGCGCGCAAAUACGUAAACAUGUGUAUUAUUAUUUUUAAAAUAACGCUCGUUAAGA